Messenger RNA from Temnothorax curvispinosus, 1946 nucleotides. RefSeq names its product CCA tRNA nucleotidyltransferase 1, mitochondrial. The record is from RefSeq and is a predicted model, not a curated record. Lineage: Eukaryota; Metazoa; Arthropoda; Insecta; Hymenoptera; Formicidae. The transcript has 3 exons. Gene Ontology annotation, molecular function: RNA binding; nucleotidyltransferase activity. Gene Ontology annotation, biological process: RNA processing. Bases 247 to 1689 code for a protein of 480 amino acids.
AUGCGUUGUGCAGAAGUGUGUGCUCCCCGCUUAAGUUAAAAAAGAAGAGUGGUACAUACUUACAUACAUUCAUUGUGCCGGACACCGGCAGUAGAACUUGUGACUUGUGAGUAGAACGUUUUCGAGGUGACAAAUCACUCUUCAUAAGAAUAUAUCAUACAUGAAGAGAAACAGAAUGGUCGCGUGUUCGUCGUAACACGUGCGUCUUAUGUACCGAGAUAACAGAGACUAACGCAUGCGAACGCUAUGUUAAGUACAUUGGCACGGCGAACAAUAAAUCUCCUUCGUCGCGAGAUAAAUACCGUGAGGAAGUUCGAGAUAACGAGAACGCGGCACGAGAGAGAUUGGAGGAAAGUCAGAAUGGGUGAUGCACCAUCAUCGAGGGCUGACCCGGUCGUCAUAAAGCUGGACAGUCCGGAGUUUCGUUCCGUCUUCACCUCGGAAUUGCAGAGCCUCGCGGGCCUGUUCAAGAAGUAUAAUUACGAGCUGAGGAUCGCCGGUGGCGCGGUGCGCGACAUCCUGAUGGGUAAACGGCCCAAGGAUCUCGACUUCGCGACCGACGCCACGCCGCAGCAGAUGAAGGAGAUGUUCACGAGGGAGGAGGUCAGGAUGAUAAAUGAGAAGGGUGAGAAACACGGGACGAUCACGGCGAGGAUAAACGACAAGGAGAACUUUGAGAUCACCACUCUGAGAAUCGACAUUCUGACCGACGGACGGCACGCGCAGGUGGAAUUCACGAAAGACUGGAAAUUGGACGCUAAUAGGAGAGAUCUGACCAUCAAUUCCAUGUUCCUCGACCUCGAUGGCAGGGUGUACGAUUAUUUCUAUGGUUACGACGAUUUAAAGAACAAGAGGGUAGUUUUUGUAGGCGACACUAGCAUUAGGAUACGCGAAGAUUAUCUUCGAAUCUUAAGGUACUUUCGUUUUUAUGGAAGAAUAAUGGACAGCCCAGACCAGCACGACGAGGCAACGAUAGAGGCGUUGAAGGAAAAUAUCGACGGCCUGCAACAGAUAUCCGGUGAGAGGAUCUGGAGCGAAUGGAACAAGAUCCUGACUGGCAAUUUCGCCCUGGAAUUGACCCUGAAGCUGCUCGAAUGCGGCAGUGGCAGACAUAUUGGUCUACCUGAACAACCCGACGUGGAAAACUUCCGAAACGUUUAUCAGCGCGCGCAGUCCAAUAACGUGACUUUAAAGCCUAUAUCCCUGAUCGUAUCGAUGCUGAAGGAUGAAUACGAGGUGAUAAAAUUACACGAGAGAUUGAAACUGUCUAAUUCCGAUAGAGAUCUGGCGCUCUUCCUGGUGCAGCACAAGGAACACAAGCCCUGCGAGAAGUCAUUGAAGCCUUAUCAGCAGUUGGUCCUUCUUCAGCAAACGAAGAGAUACGAUGUUCUUCAAGACUAUGUGAAGGAGUUAUUGAGGUAUCGUGGUGCGAUGCAGCUUCUGAACGAAUUCGAGCAAUGGGCAAUUCCGAAAUUUCCUAUUAGCGGCAACAUGUUGAUGGAACACGUGCCGAUGAAGAAGAUAAUCGGCAGCGUCUUGAUUGAACUAAAAAGAAUAUGGAUUGACGCGGACUUUAAGCUUACCGGCGAACAGCUUAUGGAGCAUGUACCGAGUAUAGUCAGUGAAUUAGAAGAAAAAUACCAAACGCUACAUAAAGAGAGGAAAAAGAAGUUGAAAAAAAUGAAAUAAACGUUUUUGAAAUACCGAAGUAGUUUUGUAUAUCUGCAACACAAACACUAUAUGCUAUUUUACAAACAGAAGUUUUAAUAGGUUUAAUAGAUAGCUCGUUAUUUUCUUUAGACCAAAUAGUCUAGAUAGUAAUUUAUUGUUACUAAACAAUAUCUUGUGAAAAAGGUGAAGCAAUUUUGUAUUUCUAACGAGGCAAAUAAAUACCUUGUAUAGAAAGAUGCAAAGGUAUAAAUAAAGGAUGUUAUAUUAAUGACUUA